GCACUGAGAUGUCUGCAAUAGGGAGGUGAUGCCAAGAUGUCCACUUCUUUCAGACAGGAGUGCAAGAUGAUUUCCCAUGUAGACCCUAACACAUUUUAUUGCUCCUUUAUUAAGCCUCUAGGUAUAACACCUUACACACACCAGCUUAAUUAUCUAGCCACAGCGACAGGCAGAGAGAAGAAGACUAUCUUGAAGCUUGUUGCUGCCUUUGUUCCAUCUUCCAUCAUCAGUGAGCAUGGCUAGGAAGUGCUCUAGCUGUGGAAACAAUGGCCACAACUCCAGGACUUGCAGUGGCCAAAGAAUUCUAGAGAACAGCAGCAGCAGCAGCAGUUAUACUGCUACUGCUGCUGCUGCUGCUGCUGUCACCUGUGGUGGCUUGAGAUUGUUUGGGGUGCAGCUGCAGGUAGGAGGCUCCUCUCCUCUGAAGAAGUGCAUCAGCAUGGAGUGCCUGCCAUCACCAGCAUACUAUGGAGCUGCUGCCUCGCCUUCGGUUUCAUCGUCGUCGUCUUCGCUUGUGUCGAUUGAGGAGAACACUGAGAGGAUUUCCAGUGGGUACCUGUCUGAUGGGCUCAUGGGCAGAGGUCAGGAGAGGAAGAAAGGAGUUCCAUGGACCGAGGACGAACACCGGAUGUUCCUCGCCGGCCUUGAUAAGCUCGGGAAAGGCGAUUGGCGGGGCAUUUCCCAGCAUUUCGUCACGACACGGACUCCGACGCAGGUCGCUAGCCAUGCCCAGAAGUACUUCCUGAGGCAGAACAGCCUGACCCAGAAGAAGAGGAGGUCCAGCCUCUUUGAUGUGGUUGAAGGUGGCAAGAGGGCAGCAAUGCCCAUUGCAGCAUCUGCAUCUGAAUUGCAAAUCCCCAGCAUGUCACUCAGUGUGGGCACAGUGAAGGAGGAGGCUCUGCUGCCUCCAUGUCUGAACCUGAUGAGCAGCAGUUCAUCAGCAUCACAGCCUUCACCCUCUCUGACCAUGCUGGCAAAGCCUCAGGUGCAACUCCAGAUGCCUGACCUGGAGCUCAAGAUGUCAACAUCCAGGUUAUCUGACCAAUCCGGUUCGUCGCCGAGGACGCCUUUCUUCGGGACCAUAAGUGUUACCUGAUCUUCUUCUUGUUGUUCUUCCUCAGUGCUCCUCAGAAAGUGAAGGGGUUCAGAAAAGGAUGUCUUGGAGAUCAUGUACCUCAAUCAGAAAGUAGGUGUUACUGUAAGGUUAGACUGAUAAUCAGUGAUCUGCCAUGCAGAAAUAAGAUAAGAAAAACAAAGAAGAAUGGUUUAUCAUAUCAUACUUUUGCAAAUCACCUUAUAGCUUUAUGUUGACACAAAGGCAUGGCAAGGUGGUUGCUGGUUUAUAUUUCAGAGCCUGGAGAAGGUGAAAGAUGAGCUCACAAUAUUCAGUUUGCAGUGGGCACUGACAAGGACAGGCAAAACCAAAGCUACUAGCUACUGCACAAAACUUUCUUUCUUCCUCUAUCCACUGCAUAUAUAAAUGAUCAUCCUUGUACAGCAUAUGGGGUUAGCUCUGCAUGCAUGCAUGAACCAAUUACCAAAAUGUGUAAAUUAAUUGGUUCUUUUACUACUACAAGUUAUUUGUUUUCUGUUUUUCUGAAAGUGAAGUUCUUAUACCAAGUUGUUAUGUUUACCUGUUGCUUGUGUACUGCCAAUAAAAAAUCUAUUAAUCAUUGAU
Messenger RNA from Oryza brachyantha (malo sina), 1678 nucleotides. Its product is annotated as transcription factor MYBS3-like. The transcript is spliced from 3 exons. Gene Ontology annotation, biological process: response to gibberellin; response to auxin; response to ethylene. Lineage: Eukaryota; Viridiplantae; Streptophyta; Magnoliopsida; Poales; Poaceae. The record is from RefSeq and is a predicted model, not a curated record. Gene Ontology annotation, molecular function: zinc ion binding; DNA binding. Bases 236 to 1096 code for a protein of 286 amino acids.